AUGACUGGCUUCGACGGAAACAGAGCAACGACCAACGAGCCAAUGAUGAUGAGACAAGUGACAAGGAGACGACGGGGUUCGCGUUCGACGGCGACUGGCUUCGACGAAAAUAGAGCAACGACCAACGAGCCAACGAUGAUGGAAACCGUCAACGAUGAUGAGGGCCACUGCUGCCGUCAUGCCCCUUGGACCUUGGUGGAUGCGUGGUGGUUGAAUUCGAUGAACGGAGGAGGAGGGAUCGGCGGUCGUGCACGGUGCAGAAGUCACUCAGGCCUCAGGAGAUGCAAUUAG
Linum trigynum is the source of this 291-nucleotide messenger RNA. NCBI's taxonomy places the organism in Eukaryota, Viridiplantae, Streptophyta, Magnoliopsida, Malpighiales, Linaceae. The record is from the annotation of a GenBank genome assembly.